Messenger RNA from Anthostomella pinea, 1032 nucleotides. The record is from the annotation of a GenBank genome assembly. NCBI's taxonomy places the organism in Eukaryota, Fungi, Ascomycota, Sordariomycetes, Xylariales, Xylariaceae.
AUGACUUCCCAUCUCACUCCUAUCCGCAAGGUCGUCAUUUCCGAAUUUGGCGAUGUCUCCAAGGUGAGCGUCGUCGACGCCACCAUCGGCGCGCCUCGAUCCGAGGAGGUCCAGGUGGCUCCGAUCUAUUCUGGUUUUGCGGGCGCCGAUAUCAACAUGCGCCUUGGUCAAUAUCCGCUCCAGAAAAAAGCACCGCUGACACCUGGGUAUUGUCUUGUCGGCAAGGUAAAGACCGACGGCGUCAACUUCAAUUCCGGAGACGUGGUGUGUUGCUUGACAAUAUACGACGCAGAAGCAGAGCUGGUCAACCUGCCCGAGAAGUACCUUGUCAAGGUCCCCGAGGGCGUUGACUUGAAGCAGGCUACGGCUCUGGUACUCGACUGGGCGACGGCCUACGGCAUGGUCGACAAAGCGGCCAAGGUGACGAAAGGGCAGCGAGUGUUCGUCCACUGUAUCAGCGGUGCCGUCGGCUACGCGACCAUGAAGCUGUGUCAGCUGCGGGGAGCGACCGUGUACGGGACUGCAUCGGAACGAAAACACGAAAUCAUUCGGGAUCAAGGGGCCACACCUUUCACCUACACGAACAAGGAAUGGAUGAAGGCGAUGCAAGACAUCGGUGGUGCCGACGCCGUCUUCGACCCUCUUGCGUUCGAGAGCUGGGACGAGUCGUACUCGAUACUAUCAGAACGCGGAAUCCUCGUCGGAUGCGGCACGAAUCUGGAGACAGUCGGCGCGCGGCCUCCGUCGGAUUUCUCGCCCGUCAUGCAGAUCCUGAAGCUCAUGUUGCGGAGCUACGCCAACGUGUUCUCUAAGAAACGGGCGACGUUCUUCGGCAUCUCGCGAGACGACCCUUCGUUCGUGCCAAACCUCAACACGCUCUUCUCCCUGGUGAAGGACAGGGGGAUCGACGUGGUUAUCAAGAGCGUCUGGCGGAUGGCCGACAUUCAGGAGGCCCAUAAGAGCUAUGGCAAAGAUGAUGGUGUUGGUUCAAACUUGAUAGAGGUCUCAGGGGAAGAUGGCCAAGGGGAGUGA